Messenger RNA from Cucumis melo (muskmelon), 970 nucleotides. RefSeq lists its product as uncharacterized. Gene Ontology annotation, biological process: mitotic sister chromatid cohesion. Bases 163 to 624 code for a protein of 153 amino acids. The record is from RefSeq and is a predicted model, not a curated record. The transcript is spliced from 5 exons. Lineage: Eukaryota; Viridiplantae; Streptophyta; Magnoliopsida; Cucurbitales; Cucurbitaceae. Gene Ontology annotation, cellular component: Ctf18 RFC-like complex.
AUUCCGAGCUCGAGAUUGAGAAAAAGUGUCAACGUUAUUUCCAAAAGAGCGGGAAGAGCUCCCUUAUUUCCCGCCAUUUUCCAUCUUCUCGUCGGAGCUUCACAAUUCUUUAUGUUUUUCUCUCUCAGAGCUGAGGAACCUUAAAUCGGAAGCCGUAGAAAGAUGCAGAUUAAGCUGAAAUGUAACUGUGGCGAAACCAAAUGCUUGGAAUGGGCCCUCGUUGAGUUACAAGGCGUAGUUGAACCUCAAUCCACCUUCCAAGAUCGCAUUCAAAACCUCGAAAUCGGCAUUCUAUGUCGGCCGUCUGCUCAGGAAAUGUAUACUUUUACGGUAGGGUACCAUGAGCUGACAGGAAGCAAAGUUUCUUUGAAGAAGCCAUUGUUGGUGUUGAAGAAAACGAGGUCUGUGGAUGAGGAUCAGAGUAGCGAUAUUAAAUCGGGUAAUGCAGAGUUGGAAGUGAUUGGGAUAAUCAGGCAGCGGAUUCUGUUUAAGACCAGACCAAAGGCACUCAUAUCCAGUGCGAUGUUUAAUCCUACUAUGGUUUUUGCUUCUUCAGAACCAGAGCCAUUGGUUAAGGAAAGAUCCCGUGCUUCAGGAUCUGCAGUGAAAGGCCAAACAACAUGAGUUCUGUGUUUAAAGGAAAGAGAACCUUAUCAAUCUUACUCCCAAGAGUACUGUGAUAAUACCUUUGAUCAAGUUUUAUUCAGAAGUCUGAGGUUUUGUCUUAUUGAUGUCGAGGUGUAGACUUUGGCUGAUGAUCGAGCAUGAACUUGAGUUUUAAUUAGUUAAUUGACAAACGAUUUUGUUCUCUUCCUUAAUAUAUUAUAUUCCUAAAACAUUAGGAGAAAUAACAUAUACUAUAGAUAACGAAAGACUAUAAUAGAUUUUUUAUAGCCUGUUUUUUUUAAAGUUCUUACGGUUCAUGUUAUCAAAACUAUGUGUUUUUUAUAGCAAUUUUUUGAAGCUAUAA